Topomyia yanbarensis is the source of this 804-nucleotide messenger RNA. RefSeq names its product craniofacial development protein 2-like. Gene Ontology annotation, cellular component: nucleus. Lineage: Eukaryota; Metazoa; Arthropoda; Insecta; Diptera; Culicidae. The record is from RefSeq and is a predicted model, not a curated record. Bases 1 to 804 code for a protein of 267 amino acids. Gene Ontology annotation, biological process: chromatin remodeling. Gene Ontology annotation, molecular function: catalytic activity. The transcript has a single exon.
AUGAAGCUUGAGAUCCUAGGACUGAGCGAAGUCCGUUGGCCGAACUUUGGAGAACACAGAUUGCCGUCGGGUCAAAUUCUGCGAUACUCUGGUCUACGAGGUGAACACGCUCCUCGUCACUGUGGAGUUGGCUUCCUGCUCAGCGCGCACGCCUACACUGCGCUAAUAAAGUGGGAGCCUAUUAAUGAGAGAAUAAUCGUUGCCCGAUUCAGAACACGGGUUCGAAACCGUACCAUCAUCCAAUGUUACGCACCAACUGAUGCUGCCGAAAUGCAAGAAAAGGAGAACUUUUACAGUCAACUGAAUGCUGUCGUGGAUAAAAUUCCGAAAGGUGAUAUCAAGAUCUACAUGGGCGACUUCAACGCGAAGGUGGGCUCCGAUAACUCGGACUAUGAGCACGUUAUGGGACGUCAUGGCCUCGGAGAAAUGAACGAAAACGGAGAGCUGCUUGCAGAGUUUUGUGGCAACAAUGACAUGGUGAUCGGGGGAUCGCCCUUCCCCCAUCGGCCAGUACACAAAGUGACAUGGGUUUCCCGUGAUGGCUUCACGGAGAAUCAAAUCGACCACAUCUGCAUCAGCCGAAAAUGGAGAAGGAGUCUCCUUGAUGUGCGUAACAAGCGUAGCGCCGAUAUAGCGUCCGACCACCAUCUCCUAAUCGGCGAGAUCCGGCUGCGUAUUGCAAGGAUUCAGCGACAGGAAGAAAAGAUCGGGCGUCGAUUUAACACACGUCGUCUGGAAGAUGCUGCGGUAAGAAGGUUCAGCUGGAGAACCAUGCUGGAGAUAUUCCGGAUGGUGGAAGCGUAG